AUGAGAACAUCAAAAUUAAAACGUACGAUUUAUUACGAUAAAUCGCCACGUUUUCAUAUUAUUUCUUUAUAUGUACUUAUUAUUACUUUGAUAAUACUAUUUGGAAUUUGUUUUAUUUAUAUUUUUCGUACUAUUCGAAUUCAUAUUGAUGAAUUAAAAUUUAUUAAACAACAAUUAAAUGAAUUAGAAUCCAAACAAAUAACAAUAAUAACAUCAUCUAAAAAUAGAUUUGAUUCAUUACAACGACGAUUAAGACAUGCACAUAUUAAAUCGAAUUUAUUAGAUAAAGACGAAUUAGAUUUAUUUUCAGGUUCAAUUCAUUUUAAAAUGCCGGCGAUAGCAAUGGCAACAUUUUGUUCCAAAUCAGUAGAUCAUUGCAAAAAAUUAGUUACGGAAAAUGAAGAACUACGAGGUCCAAAAGGUGAUCGAGGUGAACGUGGUUAUCCGGGAAUACCUGGUAUUUCUGGUCAAAUGGGACCACAAGGACCACCUGGUAUUAUGGGUCCUCCUGGAGUAAUUGGCCCUCAAGGACCUAAAGGCGAUCCCGGUAUACCAAUUCGAGGUCCUCCAGGUCCAAUAGGACCUCCUGGUUAUCCAGGUCCACGUGGUGAAAUGGGUCUUCCAGGUCCAUCUGGAGUUUGUACCUGUCCAUCACAAUCAUCAACUUCAAUAUCAAUGCCAUCAAAAUUCUAUCGAAAACAAAAUUCAUCUAGACAUCAUGGCAGUCUUCGUCGUGCACAACGAUGUAUAUUUUCAUUUAUUGGUACACCUGUUCUUGUUAAAAAAGAGAAUUAUACAUUUGGUGCUUGGUUUAAAGAUCCAAUGCCUAAAACUGCUAAUGGUGCACAAAAAAUUUAUGUUACACAUCAUGUUACUGGUACAUUAUUACAUGAAUAUAAUAAUGAAGAUGAUUUAAUUAAUAAUAGACCAAAUCGUAUAAUAACAUUACCAUAUCCAUAUUCAGGUGUUAAUCAUGUUGUUUAUCAAGGAAGUUUUAUAUAUAAUAUUGAAAAUAAAAAUAUUAUCGUACGUAUUGAUCUUAUAUCAGAAACUGAAAUUCAAAGUGUUGAAUUUCCUGUUAACCGUGAACCACUUUAUAAUACACCACAAUCAAGUUGGUUUGAUUUUUCCAUAGAUGAAAAUGGUUUAUGGUUAUUAUAUCGUGAAAAAAAUACCAAACAUUUUAUUGCAACUAAAGUAAAUCCUGAAACAUUAGAUAUUCAAAAAACAUGGAUAUUACCAUAUAAUCCAUCAAGUUUAAGUCAAGCUUUUAUUGCAUAUGGAAUAUUUUAUGGUAUACAAUAUUAUAAUAAACAACAAUCUUAUAUUGAUAUUGUUUAUGAUAUUUAUUCAAAUAUAGCAUUUACAACAAAAAGAAUUUAUUUUACUAUACCAUUUCAAUAUUUAGUACAAUUUACUUAUAAUCCAUAUGAAAGUAAAAUAUUUGCAUGGGAUAAUAAACAUUUAAUUUAUUAUGUUUAUAAUAUUCAACGUGAUAAAACAUCUAAAUGUUACAGAUAA
Messenger RNA from Rotaria sordida, 1521 nucleotides. The record is from the annotation of a GenBank genome assembly. NCBI's taxonomy places the organism in Eukaryota, Metazoa, Rotifera, Eurotatoria, Philodinida, Philodinidae.